Plasmodium cynomolgi strain B is the source of this 519-nucleotide messenger RNA. RefSeq lists its product as hypothetical. The annotation marks the transcript as partial. NCBI's taxonomy places the organism in Eukaryota, Apicomplexa, Aconoidasida, Haemosporida, Plasmodiidae. The record is from RefSeq and is a predicted model, not a curated record. The transcript has a single exon.
AUGAACGCAACCAGGAUCCUCUUAAGCAGCCAAAAAGUAUUAAAAAGAAAUGUAGAGUUUAAGGAAAUAUUCACCCCGAGGUGGUUCCUAGAAUCGCCCAACUACAGCCGUAUGCCCCUUUGGAGAAGAUUUUUUGAAGGGCAAUACACAAAUGGCUCCUUUUUAUUUUUUGGUAAUGCUUGGACAUCCAUGUUUGCUUUCGCCUUCAUGUUAUGGUUCUCAAGAAUAUUCGACCCUCCCCCCUUAGAGAGAGUUGACAAGUAUUGGCUAAACUCACCCAAGUUCAGAAUUUUAUCUGCUUUUUACAAUGAAGGAAAAAGGCCAGGGGUGAAAAUAUCUUUGAUGACAUACGAAGCGAGGUACUUCUACAGGGGCAUAGAUCACCCCUUUACCAUUAACGAGAUAAAAGAUUUAUGGUUUAAAUUGAGGGAAAAUUAUAUAAUUGAAAGCAUUCCAGCCAUUCAAUACCCGCACGUUUUUAGGCAGUACAAUAAUGUGUCUACUCCUGCAGAUUUGCAU